AUGUCGGACGGCACGGCGACCUGCAUCGACAUCAUCCUCGCCAUCAUCCUCCCGCCGCUCGGGGUCUUCUUCAAGUUCGGCUGCGGGGUUGAGUUCUGGAUCUGCCUCAUCCUCACCUUCUUCGGCUACCUCCCCGGCAUCAUCUACGCCGUCUGGGCUAUCACCAAGGAGCCAGCCGGAGCAUAG
Molecule: messenger RNA, 186 nt
Organism: Miscanthus lutarioriparius
Lineage: Eukaryota; Viridiplantae; Streptophyta; Magnoliopsida; Poales; Poaceae
Source: the annotation of a GenBank genome assembly